Rotaria sp. Silwood1 is the source of this 1101-nucleotide messenger RNA. Lineage: Eukaryota; Metazoa; Rotifera; Eurotatoria; Philodinida; Philodinidae. The record is from the annotation of a GenBank genome assembly.
AUGCCUGAACAAGCAUCCAGUAGUGAAUCAACGAAAUCGGUCACACCACCACCGAUUGAUAAUACUAAUUCAAAAAAAACUGUAUUGUUACCAGCGGCUCCUUCACAUUCUCCACUGAAAAUUACGCGAAUGAUGAUCGGAGAUACAUUAACACAAUUCAAAAUGGCUCCCGAAUAUUUUGUACCCGAUGAUCAAGAAUCGGUAUCGAAAGACAUUAUCUAUCCAGACGGCAAUGUUGAUGAACAAUCAUACAUUACCGUGGCACGUUAUCGAACAAUGAUGGGCGAACCAACCGAUUUUAAAAAUAAACCACUUCAAUUAGGUGCUAAUUCAGUAGAAACGCUCAUAUUAACACUUAACAAAUUUUCUCAACAUUUUGAUGGUGAAUUAAAUUUUUCCAAAAACGAUAUACCAUUUCAAUAUAGUUCACAACGUGCUGUUUGUGGUAUGGCCGAUUUUGGUAGUAUCCUAAUACUUCUUGCUGAUAUCAUACCGACGGCUAAAUUCGAAUUUCAAAUGAAAAAUUUUGAUUAUGAUGAAUUGGCACAAUCGCGUGAUGCGAUGGAAAAAUUUGCACUAGAUUUUUGUGCAGCAAUAUGCGGAAUACUGCAAUAGAGUCGUGGUAAUGAACCGUACUAUUUACCAUUCGGUUGGUAUCGUCAUGGACUCAAGGUGGAUAAUAAAUAUGCAGGUGAUAUUGCUUGGCUUGGUCGUGUCAAUGCUGAAGGUGAGUGGCCGGUUGCUUUUCACGGUACAAAUAAAAACGCAGUUCUGGGGAUUACGCAAGAAGGUCUACUAGCCAGCAAAUCUGCACGAGAUAUAAUGAAAGAUGAAGCCAUCAAACAAAUGGGUGAAGAGGCAGAUCGUCCAGGAAUCUAUCUAGCAACACAUUGCAAUGAUGGAGCCGAUAGAUAUGCUGAUUCAUUUACAUUUCCAAUACGAACUGAAGAGAGUGCAACAUUUCAGGUCGUUUUUCAGUGUCGUGUGCAACCCCGCAAGUUCACAAGACAUACAGGAGUGGUCACUACCGGUGAAGCUUGGCGUUUUGUUGAUGAAAGCGCGAUUCGGCCUUAUGGCAUUUUACUGAAGGAAAUUGUCUAA